AUGGUGAGGAGGACGGUGGACCUCAGGUCUGACACGGUGACGAAGCCCAGCGAGGCGAUGAGGGGGGCCAUGGCCGGUGCAGAGGUUGACGACGACGUCCUAGGUUCCGACCCCACAGCGCGGCGGCUAGAGGAGGAGAUGGCGAGGAUGACGGGAAAGGAGGCCGCUCUCUUCGUCCCCUCCGGCACCAUGGGAAACCUCAUCUCGGUGCUCGUCCACUGCGAGGUUCGGGGGAGCGAGGCCAUCCUCGGGGACAACUCCCACAUACACGUCUACGAGAACGGGGGAAUCUCCACCAUCGGCGGCGUGCAUGCGAAGACGGUGAAGAACAACCCCGAUGGAACGAUGGACCUGGCCCUGAUUAGGGCCGCCAUUAGGCACCCGGAUGAGGAGCUCUACUACCCGACAACCAGGCUCAUCUGCUUGGAGAACACGCAUGCCAAGUGAGCACCACUUCGUCCCCUCCUGGUUUAUUCUCUCCAGGCGCCUUCCGCUCUUCAGUGCUCCUGUUGCAACAGCUGAAGUCGAGCUCAUUCGGCCGCUGUUUUCUCCAUCUCCUUCGGAUUUCGAUCCUUUUUCCUGCAUCGUUCCCUAGCCUUCCUCCAUCGAUUUCGUCCUCUUCGGUUUUCCGAGCUCCCCGUGAAGGCUGUCUGGCCGCCGGCUUCUGAGAGACCCAGCUCGGCCGCGGAUUUCAACACCCUAGACCUCGCCCAUCUCUCUCUCUCUCGCUCUCUAUCUCUCUCUUCAUAUAUAAUAUAUAUAAGGACAGAUAUAUAAGACAGGAAAUAUUUCAGCCUUCCCCAGGUUUUUAAAUGUCGAAUUCCUAUCGCAGACUCUUACCCAGAUAGUCUUAGAUAGAUAUAUAUAUAUAUAUAUAUAUAAUAAUAUAUAUAUAUAUAUAUAUAUAGAAAGAGAGAGAGAGAGAGCGAGAGCGAGAGAGAGAGAGAGAGAUUUACGAGGUGAGCUCCAAGACGUUGUCUGCAUCGCAUUUUUUAUUUUUCUCUGCUUCGAUGGGAUGAAGAAAAUGUCCGCCCGCUUAUCGAUGAAACAAUGCUUGGAGCAUUCCACCGAGCGUUUCAUUCAACCCAGAGGACAUGAAUGUGAUGUGGCCCUCCCCUGGUUUCGUCUUCUUCUUAUCCCCUUGGAAUCUGAAAUGUAGGGGUUCUUCUUCCUCGUCGUUCUCUCAGAAAUCUUCUUACUCGGCUUACCGGCAUGUUGCGAACGGUUCCUAUAUUAAGAAAGUGCUCUGGUGCUCCGCUCUCCUCCUUGUCCUGGUUCUUGACGCCAUUGCAGCUCGGGAGGGAGAUGUCUCAGCGCAGAGUACACAGACAAGGUGGGGGCAAUCGCCAAGGAGCAUGGUCUGAAGUUCCAUAUCGACGGCGCCCGCAUCUUCAACGCUUCUGCAGUAAGUCUCCCAUUGCCGGCAGUAUACUCCACUCUCUCUCUCCCGCUCUCUCUCUCUCAUCUAAAGUCAUCUGUGGCGGCGAGUGCUUCUUUCCGAUUUCAAGCCUUGAUCUUAUAAAAUGGUUGCCGUAUCAAACUGCAGGCGCUGGGAGUCCCCGUCCACAGGCUCGUCCAAGCUGCUGAUUCUGUCUCUGUAUGCUCUCCUGAUCACUGUGCUUCGCCCAAAGUCUCUGCCGAGAACCACCGUUGACUUUCGAUAUCAUGUUAAAGUCAAUUCAUUCUAUUUAAAGUGAAUGAAAGAUUCCUCUUCAUGAAUCCCGAUAUAUUCUUGAUGAAUUACCCGAUGCCCAGAUUUUGACCAAAAGGUGGCUGGUUCUUGCUGUUCGAACCAGGUCUGCUUGUCCAAAGGCCUGGGCGCCCCAGUUGGGUCAGUCAUCGCCGGCUCCAAAAGCUUCAUCUCCAAGGUAAAUCAAUAAAUAAGUCAUGGUAUCUUGGAAAGGAAAAUUAUUUCUAUAAGUGGGAAUUUAUAUGCCGCGUUGACCACAGGCCAGAAGGCUCAGGAAGACCCUGGGCGGGGGAAUGAGGCAGGUGGGGGUCCUCUGCGCUGCGGCUCUUGUGGGGCUCAGAGACCACGCCGGCAGGCUCGAAGAUGACCACAGAAGAGCCAAGCUAUUCGCAGGUUUUAUCUUGAUCACAUCCGACGGCUGGCGACUAAUCGAGGAUUUCUGAUCGUUUGCUGUCAUCUCCGAAUCUCUCUCUCAACAGAGGGCCUGAGUCAGGUCAAAGGGUUGAAGAUCGACGUGGCCUCGGUGGAGACGAACAUGGUGGGGGAACCUACCACCCAUGGCGCCGACGUGUUUCUCAAUUACUACGUUUUUUUUAAAAUAAAAAAAGAAAAGAGAUGAAGAAAUCUCAUUCCAUAUAUUCUUCUUGCAGAUAUUUUUCGAUAUUAUGGAGGGCUUGCAAAUGUCGCCUGAAAACCUGUGCGAGGUCCUGGAAGAACAUGGGGUUCUUGCUAUGCCUGCAAGCGCGACCAGGUGCGCUCGCUCUCGGAUCUUUCUUUCAGAUUUUUCUCUCAAAUUCUCUGGGAAAGCGACACUCUUACCGUGGUGUAGAUCAUCGCCUUAGCAGUAUUUCUAUAAUGAUCCAUAUUAGAGGAUCGAUUUUCCAUGGAUAGUCCCGGCGGAGUCAACGGGCCUCGAAACCAGGCUAUAAAAGGAAAAAAGAGACGGGCCCGUUGACUCAUUUUACUGAAAAUAGUAGUUGAACUCUGACAAGUUCUUAUCCGUUCAGUGUCCGGCUUGUUCUUCAUCACCAAAUAUCCGAGAGCGAUGUGCACUAUUCAUUGGCGAGCAUCAAGGUGACCAGAUGACUAAAAGCUUAGCUUUCCUCAAACACAGCCAUGGUUGACCUUCCCUCACCCUCUUGUUCUCCCACGUGGGCGCAGAAAGUAAUCAACCAGCUGCCCGGGGGCGCCGACGAAUGAGAGCUUUCCUGCUGACGGCCGGAGAUCCAUAGCCAAGGCUUCCCAAUCUACCUUUCACUGUGAAAUUGUCCAUCCGCGUUUACUUUUAGCUAGCAAUGCUACGUUUGCGGACUACAUCAAGACACUGAAUCAAAUAAUAUGGCCUACGAAGCCUUAUGAGAAAGAAAGAGUGUGUCUGUGUAUGUGUGUGUGUGUGUGUGUGUGUGUGUGUGAGAGAGAGAGAGAGAGAGAGAGAGAGAGAGAGAGAGAUUGAGUGAAACUGUGAGGUCAAGGACCAGCAAAUUGUGGGCAUCUCCCACAGAAAGAGGAUUUACUCAGAAAAAAGCUGGGUCUUUGUAUCUCUUGAAGAUGCCUUCGAUGCCCUCACGAACCUCGGGUGGAAGCGGGCGUGGGGACGAGAGAAAGGCAUCGAUGUCUUCCUUGAGCUGGCCAACAGAGGUGGCGCCGAUGAUAGAGCUGGCCACGUGCGGGCUGUCUCGGGUAAAGCCGAGGGCUAG
This is a messenger RNA of Spirodela intermedia, 3387 nucleotides long. The record is from the annotation of a GenBank genome assembly. Lineage: Eukaryota; Viridiplantae; Streptophyta; Magnoliopsida; Alismatales; Araceae.